AUGAAGUCAAAAUUUUUUAUCUCAUUUUCUGGCUUGCGGUGGGAGGGUACUAUAUUACCAAAUAUUUUUACAACUAACCCUUAUUGUUCUAUCCGUGACAUUCCCCUGCUCUCGCAUUGUUUCGCUCGCUCUCUAAAUGUCGGACGUUGAGGCAGUGCUACUUGCUGACGGAAUGGAGUGGUGGUGGUGGGGUGUUAUUUUAGCCCUUUUUUGAAAAGGUUCAUUUACCCCCUCAGGUGCAGAUGGUAGCAGCCUAAACGAUGGAUGGGGAACACCAGGAAGAGAAUCCUUUACACGAGAAAGGAAAUCCUCUACACAAUGAAGAGAAGACUUCAAGUGAUGUGGAGAAGACUUUAUAUGACAUGGAGAGAGCUUUAUGUGACAUAAAAAAGAGUGCUGAAGAGAACAGUUCAAGUGAUGAUAACAGUUCAGGUGAUGAGGUAGAAGAACAAAGACUGGAUUCAAACCUCCCAAGUGGUUCAGAUCCUCUUCCAUCUAAUGCAGAAAGCCCCUGCGAUAAUAGUGAAUCUGAGCCGUCCCCCCAAAAAGCAGCACAAGCUAAAAGAACUAGCCUCAAGAAGUUUGCGCCACGGAAAGGCACAAGGUCAAGCCUACGUACCAGCACAAAAUUGACAGUCAGUGCAUGUGAUACGACAGAUGAUGGUAAAAGAAAAUUUGACAAAAAGCACUUUUGCCUGUAUUGCAAUGAACCACACCACAACAUUGCAAGACAUUUAGAAAGGAUGCACACAGAAGAAGCAGCUGUUGGUCAUGCUAUCAGCUUCCCAAAACUCUCCAAAAUCAGGUCUCUGUUGCUUGACCAACUCCGUAACAAAGGCAACUAUCAACACAACUUUGAAGUUCUUCAAAGUGGAGAUGGGGAAAUUGUGAGAAAGUGUAGACCAUCUAAUGAUGGCAUUUCUGUGCGUGACUGCCUGCCCUGCCAACACUGCUUAGCUUUUUUCUCCAAAAUUGAUUUAUGGAAGCAUGAGAGCUCAUGUAAUGCCAGAAAAGGACAAGAUGAAACGAGGGGAGGAAAAAGAGUGAAGAUCCAGGCUGCGUCCUCUCAACUUGUUCCAUUGCCUGUCUAUUCUACUGGAGGAUAUGAAGAAAUAAUACACAAUAUGAAUCAAGAUGACAUCUCAUGCCACAUCAAAAAUGAUCCCCUCAUAUGUAAAUAUGGCAAUGCACUAUCUGCAAAGCAUGGUCAUGCCAAGUCACAGUUUACUUACAUUGGUUCAAAAAUGAGGGAAUUGGCUAGAUUUGUACUUGCUGUAAAUGAGAUGGACUGUGGUGUUCAAUAUCUGCAUGAAGUAUGUGUACCAUCCAAAUUCAAAUUGGCCGUUCAUGCUGCCAGGAAAAUGAGUGGUCAUGACCCUGCCUCAGACAGGUACAAGACCCCAUCUCUUGCUUUAAAGAUUGGCUAUUCCUUGAAAAGAGCUACCGAAAUAGCUUUUGGGGAGAGUCGUAUGACAGAGGACCGUGAGGCAGAGGAACAAGCCAAAAGGUUUAUUGAACUUCUUGAAAACGAUUGGAAUAACUGUUUUUCCGGUCUAUCCCUCAGCGCUGUCCCUCAGUGUGAUGAAGUUGAUGUAUCUUCACUAACUGAGGAUUUGAUCAAACUUCAGAAGUUUCUCAAGGUUGCAGAGGACACAGCGAAGAAAGAAUUGCUGGAGAACCCCACCAACACUGUCUGGAAAAAGCUCAAUGAAACUCUUCUUGCAGAAAUAGCUCUCUUCAACAGAAAGAGGACAGGGGAAGUUGCGAAAAUGCUGUUGGAAACGUACACAAACAGGAAGAAAGCUCCAGCUAGUGCAGACAUUUUCAAUAACCUCUCAAGGCUGGAGCAGGAGCUUGGAGAUGACAAAUUAACCAGGUUGGAAAUAGAAGGCAAAAAUGGUAGGAAAAUGCCAGUCCUACUAACGGAGAGGAUGAUCUCAUCUCUUGAGAUCCUUAUUGCAAACAGAGACAAAGUUGGUGUGUCAAAGGACAACCCUUAUGUCUUUGCACGUAGCCUGGAUGCAGCAAGCUACAUCAGAGGGUUUGACUGUCUGAGGAAGUGUGCACAUGAGUGUGAUGCAAAGAAUCCUGAAAGUCUGAUGCAUGUGACAGUGAGGAAAGAGGUUGCUAUCCAUUGCCAACUACUAAACUUGAAUGAAAGUGAAUUGGAUCAGGUGGCAAAGUUAUUGGGACAUGACACCCAGGUCCAUAAAGAGUACUACAUGCUCUCUGAAAAUGCAGCACAUCUAGCAGAAAUCAGCAAACUGCUGCUUGCAAUGGAUCAGGUUCCAGUGGUAAUUCCAGGGCCAUCUGAGGAAAGGGUUGUUUCUCCUACAUAUGGGACAUCUUCUGCAGGGACAGAUACUGGAAGGACAUAUCCUACCGAGACAUGUCCUACUAGGUCAUCAUAUCCUACAGAGACAUAUUCAGCGAAGUCAUAUACUGUGGAGGCACAGCCUUCAAGGUCAUAUCAUUCUGGGACAUAUCCUGAGAAGUCAUAUCCUUCAGGAUCACAUUCUGCAAGGUCAUAUUCUGCAGGGACAGAUUCUGCGAGAGCAUAUCCUACCGUGACACAUCCUGCAGGGACCGAUCCAGCAGCUUCAUAUGUUGCAGGGACAUAUACUGCAGGGACUCAUCAUGCAAGAUCAUAUCCUGCAAGUCCUUAUGGCCUUUCAUCUCCUGCAACAUCAUAUGCUUCGGGAACUAAUCCUGCAAGGUCAUAUCCUGCAGGAACAUAUCCUGCACAAACACUUCCAGCACAUACAGUUAUUACGCCAACACUUCAUGCACAGACACUUCCAACGCAGAAACUUCCUGUCAGGACAGUUCCUGCGAGGACAAGUCCUGUAAGGCCGUGGAGUGAUGCGGCUAAGGCUGCGGUAAAGCGUCAGUUGGGACACUUUAUCUCAAUGAUGAAGGUUCCAGGUAAACGGGACUGUGAAGUAUGCCUCCACAAUGAACCAGCUGUACGAGACAGGACUUGGAGAGACAUCAAAAACUAUGUGCACAACACAGUAAAAUCUAUUAAAAGGAAGAAGGGCCUUACAGGAGUGGACCCCAGAAAAUGGACAAAGAAAGAAUCUGCAAAGAUUGCCAAGGAAGAGGUUGGUGGAACAAGGACUGUACCUGCACAGGGUGAAGACGAGAGACUAGAGGCAGGUCAUGUUGCUGUGACAACACAAAGGAAGCAGAAGAUAUGGAGUGAUGAGGCUCAGGCUGCGGUCAGGCGGCAGCUAGGAGACUUCACUAAACUGAUGAAGAUUCCAGGUAAAACAGAAUGUGAUGCAUGCAUUGCAGCUGAACCAGUUCUACAAGGCAGGACAUGGAAAGAUGUAAAAAACUAUGUGCAUAACACAUUAAUGACAAUGUGCAGGAGGCAUAUUUCAGGCAAGCAAAACAUGGACCAUGAAAAACAAAGUCCAGGGACACAGAAACCAGGGAUGCAACAGAAACCAAAGGUGCCGUUGGGACUUCCAGAAGAUCUUCCUGUUUAUCUGUACUUAUGAUUUCUUUGAACUAGUUUCAACACUUUUGAUUUAAUCUGACCAUCUUUGCUCUCUCUGAUCUGACAUUGUAAAGCAAUAAUUACGUAGCAUUUUUAUAAUGUCACAACCUACUUUUUUCUACCUACGUAUCCGUUAGGCCUGGGAAUUGCUAGGGACCUAACAAUACGAUUUUAUCACAAUACUUUGGUGCCAAUACUA
This is a messenger RNA of Oncorhynchus gorbuscha (pink salmon), 3704 nucleotides long. RefSeq lists its product as uncharacterized. The transcript is spliced from 3 exons. Lineage: Eukaryota; Metazoa; Chordata; Actinopteri; Salmoniformes; Salmonidae. Bases 261 to 3506 code for a protein of 1081 amino acids. The record is from RefSeq and is a predicted model, not a curated record.